AUGGCGCUGAGUGACCUGUUUUACCCAGAUAACCCCAAAAGACGGCAAGAACUGAUCCAUCUGCACCAGGAAUUGCUCAACUGCAUGUCCAUAAAUUUCCGUGCAACAAAUGAGCUGGCUGGAGUGCUGAAUGAACACCUGGGCUGUACCAUCACCUACAUUCAAAUGAGAGAGAGCAGCACUGUCAAGGAAAACUGUGACAUUAUCAUUCGAGCGAUGACUGAGAUUCAGCAUCAGGUACAGAAGAUUGAUAGUGACAUGAAGGAAAAGCUAGAGCCUGUGCUGUACCAGAAGCUGUAUGACAUCAAAGAGCCUGAGUUGGAGAAAAUUGCAAUAGCCCAUAAAGUUUUUUCCAUUGUUCUUGGAGAAGCGACUUCAACAGCUGGGAUGGUAGCUAUCAAACUACUUGGCUCCAAUCUUAUAACUCUCACUGUCAGCAAGCUGGUGAGUCUCCUCGCGCAGAUUGGGGCAUCUGUUCUUGGGGGAAUCAGCAUCACCAUUCUCGGGCUUGGCAUUGAAAUGAUCCUCCACGCCAUCCUGGGAGCCGUGGAGAGGAAUCAACUUCUGGAAGCUGUGAGAAGCUACGAGAAGCACCUGGCUGAGUUCAAAGCAGCCUCAGAAAAGUACCAGCGUGCCAUACGUGAAGUGACUUCUUUGGUGAGACAGCAGGUUCAGUGAAUGAAGUCGGAGUUGUCUCUGCUGCUGUGACAGUGGCUGCAGCAGCUACACCUGCAGAAACCUUUUUGAUUCAUUAUGGCAAAUGAACAACCAAUGGCUUUUUUUCUUAUUAGUGGCAGCAGAGCAAGAGAUGUGACAGAUCAGGGAAUUGGCACUGAAAUAUAUUAAUAUGGAACUGAUUUAUAGGUGCUUCUGGGAGGUAUUGCUUCAAAUACUUCUCACCUUCAGCUAUUUUCUGGAAUGCAUCGUAGGUAACCUUGAACUGUAAUUCAUACUAGUUACAAUAAUAUUCACUGCUAGAGCAAUAGUGGUGAGAAGGUGUGAUUUUUCUCUUACUAUGUUUCUCUAUCAAAGAUGACAACACGAUGGGAGAAAACAAUUUCAAAAAGCCAGUCCAUGUCAUCAUCUGGAGGGCUCAUCAGGACAGCUGUGGUUGCUAAAUUCUGAAGUGUGGAUUAGUGCUAAAUCUGAUAGGCUGAAGUCCCUGCUCAUUGAACUGCUUAUGAGGACUAACUGAAGCAUAUUUAACUGCUAUUUCCUGUCCCAUCCCUGCCUAAGGAGCCAGCCAGAGAUCUUCUUUAAAUAAACUCUAAUCCCAGUAGAUUAGCAAAUUAAGAAAAGCAUGGGCCUACAGGCAAACACAUACAGCUGAGAGUAACUGGCUGUAGUGUUCCAGGCAUGCCUGGCUGUGAAUAACCUCUUAUGCUCAGUAAUGCCCCACUCCUGCCCACCCACAGGUAAAUAUUUCUGUCCACAGUUGCUCCUCUGUUAAUUGAAAUGGGAUUAUACACACGUACAAAUGCCUGUAGGAUUACAGCCCUAUAAAUGCACUACAUUUAUUUUCACGUGCUUUACCCAGUCCUGCCAAUGUUGGACUGCCAAGAGUGUGCUCAGAGUCUGCAUUUCACGAUAUGCUACCAAAUGUCUUUAUUUUUCAGAUUUUAAAAACAAAGCUGGAAGCAAGAACAUGAUUUGCAGUCUCUUGCUCUGAUUUGCUAUGGUUUGCUUUUUUUGCUUUGAUCUUUGAAGGAAAAAAAAAAAAGUAAUUUAAGAAUUAAUAAAAAUCUACAUGAAUAUUGUAAGA
Grus americana (Whooping crane) is the source of this 1762-nucleotide messenger RNA. RefSeq names its product single-pass membrane protein with coiled-coil domains 3 (gene SMCO3). The record is from RefSeq and is a predicted model, not a curated record. Bases 1 to 678 code for a protein of 225 amino acids. The transcript has a single exon. Lineage: Eukaryota; Metazoa; Chordata; Aves; Gruiformes; Gruidae.